Messenger RNA from Rhagoletis pomonella (apple maggot), 1872 nucleotides. Its product is annotated as splicing factor U2AF 50 kDa subunit-like. Gene Ontology annotation, cellular component: nuclear speck; U2AF complex; U2-type prespliceosome. The transcript has 5 exons. Lineage: Eukaryota; Metazoa; Arthropoda; Insecta; Diptera; Tephritidae. Gene Ontology annotation, molecular function: pre-mRNA 3'-splice site binding; poly-pyrimidine tract binding. Gene Ontology annotation, biological process: mRNA processing. The record is from RefSeq and is a predicted model, not a curated record. Bases 190 to 1482 code for a protein of 430 amino acids.
GACAUUUGCGCGUAGCGUCUGUCAAAAAUCUCAUCGAUAGCAUUCAGCUUGUACUCGGAGAAAUUUACAUAUUUUUUCUUCAAUCUAGACUUUAAAUUGGUUAUAAUUCACCAACUUAUUCACAAGUAAAUUGUACAAGCUCAAAAGAAUAUUUUUAUUAACACCAAUCGAUUGAGAUUGUAGUUUAAAAUGGGAUCCGAAGACCGCGAUAGGCGCCGCCAUAGGUCACGUUCAAGAGACCGCGAACGGGGAGAACGCGAUCGCGAUUUCCGUCGUUCGCGUUCACGAGAUCGCAAACGUGAAGGUCCAGCAGCUGUGCGCGACCGGCACACACGUUCUCGACGAAGGAAGCCAUCGUUAUACUGGGACGUGCCGCCACCAGGCUUCGAGCACAUUACCCCGAUGCAGUACAAAGCCAUGCAAGCUGCUGGUCAGAUACCGGCGAAUGCCGUACCAGAAAUUCCACAGGCUGCUGUACCGGUUGUUGGCUCUACUAUAACGCGACAAGCGCGUCGUCUUUACGUUGGAAAUAUACCAUUCGGUGUCACAGAAGAAGAAAUGAUGGAGUUUUUCAAUCAGCAAAUGCAUUUAACUGGUCUAGCCCAAGCGGCUGGAAGUCCCGUGCUGGCGUGUCAAAUCAAUUUGGAUAAAAAUUUCGCUUUCUUAGAGUUCCGUUCGACAGAUGAAACCACACAGGCCAUGGCAUUCGAUGGCAUCAACUUUAAAGGACAAAGCUUGAAAAUAAGACGCCCGCAUGAUUACCAACCCAUGCCAGGUGUGGCUGAUUCUCAACCUGUAUCGGCGCCAGUUGCCAAUGGUGUGAUUUCAACUGUUGUGCCAGACUCGCCGCACAAAAUAUUCAUUGGUGGUUUGCCAAAUUACUUGAAUGAAGAACAGGUUAAAGAGUUGCUACUCUCAUUUGGACAAUUACGGGCUUUCAAUUUGGUUAAGGAUGCUGCCACUGGUUUGAGUAAAGGUUACGCAUUCUCCGAAUAUGUUGACCACAGCAUAACUGAUCAGGCUAUUGCGGGUCUAAACGGCAUGCAGCUGGGCGACAAGAAACUGAUAGUUCAGCGCGCCAGUGUAGGUGCUAAGAAUGCACAAAAUAGUUCCACCACCGCUGCGCCGGUCAUGAUACAAGUGCCUGGCAUGUCCAUGGUCGGAACGUCUGGUCCACCCACCGAAGUUCUUUGCUUAUUGAAUAUGGUUACGCCCGAUGAGUUGCGCGACGAAGAAGAAUAUGAAGAUAUUUUGGAAGAUAUCAAAGAGGAAUGUAAUAAGUAUGGUGUUGUGCGCAGUGUUGAGAUACCCCGACCCAUCGAAGGCGUGGAUGUGCCUGGUUGCGGUAAAGUAUUCGUUGAAUUCAAUUCAGUUAUGGAUUGUCAGAAGGCACAACAGGCGCUGACUGGACGUAAAUUCAGUGAUCGUGUUGUGGUUACUUCUUACUUUGAUCCAGACAAAUAUCAUCGACGUGAAUUUUAAAAGGACAAACGUUAAAUUAUUUACGCAACUCAUAAGCCGAAAUUAAUGUCAUUAAAGUAAACAAAUUCUUAAAUAUGUAUCCCAUAUUAAUGUGAGUGUGUAUCCAAAUCUUGUUUACCAUAAAUGAGUAGAGCAUCACCUGCCAUAAAAAUAUGUAAAGACUUCAAUCUCUGGAUUUGGAUAUACUGACGGUUUGGUUACUGAUACGAUCCAUUUUUAAUUACGUUCAUAUAAAGGUUAAUUCUAAACAUUUUAAAAUAAAUAAAAAUACUUAAAUUGUGCAUAGUCUUACGUCAUGGCGUCGAUAUUUGCGACGACUCUGCGUAUCAUUUGUAUUAAUAUUCAAAAUGACGAAAUUUAAUAUUUAAUAAAGGCGCGACGUACACCCUA